This is a messenger RNA of Clonostachys byssicola, 1267 nucleotides long. NCBI's taxonomy places the organism in Eukaryota, Fungi, Ascomycota, Sordariomycetes, Hypocreales, Bionectriaceae. The record is from the annotation of a GenBank genome assembly.
AUGACUUCUUGCAAGUAUCUCGCACUUGCAGCUCUCCUCCUCCUGCUUAAAUUGAUUACGGUCACCGCCGCUGCUGAAGCCGACCUGGACGUCCGAAAUGAUAUUGACAACGUCGACUACAUAGGCCUCGCAUCCGAGCCCGGUGAGGAUGAUGAGACAUGUAUCCUAACUCCUCCAGUGACUGGGGAGCCCCAUGAGCCCUAUAUAGAAGCCCCGACGCCUGGCAUCCCCAAGAAGGCAGUUCCCCCAACAAUAAACCCCACAAGUGCCAUUAACAAGGCUGCUACGAAAGCAAAGAAGGCAACGCCCACGGACUCUACCACUGCUACGAAAGAGGGACUAAAGGCAAAAGCUGGUGCUCAGAACGCCAACCCUAGAAAGACUAGUGAGAAUCCUGUCUUGAAAAGGGCGGCUUCGCAGAGAGCCAAAUGCAAGGCUGCUUCGAAGAAAGAGAGCCUCGGGAAAGCUGUAGCCGAGGGCACAACCGGCCCAUCGAAGCCGGCUCUUAAAGGGGUCCAUGGAAAGACUGUUAGAAAGGAGGGUGGUCCCAGAAGACAGUUGCUCAGGGAUCCAAGGGCAAGGCUGCUUCCAAGAUUAAAGCGACAUUCAAGAUUGAGAUUGCGGCGGCCAAGACCAAAGCGACUUCAGAGGCCAAACCCACUUCCAAGACCAAGGCGACCUUCAAGACCAAUACGACUUCGGACACCAAAACGACUUCGAACACGCAGACGACUUCGAACACGCAGACGACGUCGGAUACCAAGACGACGUCGCACACCAAGACGACAUCGCACACCAAAACGGCUUCCAAGACCAAACCUAUUUCCAAGAAGGUGGAUGCUGAAGGGCCAAAGGGAAAGGCCACGGCCAAGAGCAGGGCCGGUCCCAAGGGUACUGAAGGUACGGCUAGUUCCAAGAAAGCGAAGACGGAGAAGACUGCGUUUCUCAAACGGACCCCAGGGCAAAGCUCCUUCCAACCCAAAAAUUCGCAGAAACAAACGAGGGCCAAGAAAUCGAGGGACAACGCGGCUUCUAGCAAGGCUAGCUCUCAGAAGGCUGGUUUAAAGAAGGCUGGAGCCAAGGGGACUAGGCGAAAAGAUGCUUGCAGGAAGUCUCGAGACAAGGCUGGCAGAGGCACAAACAUAAAGGAGACUGGUACCAAUAGCAGGAACAAAAUGAAGGAGAAGAGUGUUGGUGACAGGAAGGUCGGCAAGGAUGCUAGAAAGGCCGGUCUAAGUUGCUCGAUCAAACAACACCAGUUCAAUAG